This is a messenger RNA of Vombatus ursinus (common wombat), 761 nucleotides long. RefSeq names its product ribonucleoprotein PTB-binding 2-like. Bases 9 to 746 code for a protein of 245 amino acids. The record is from RefSeq and is a predicted model, not a curated record. The transcript is spliced from 5 exons. NCBI's taxonomy places the organism in Eukaryota, Metazoa, Chordata, Mammalia, Diprotodontia, Vombatidae.
AUUCAGUUAUGAGCAAUACCUCUCGUUUAUUGCUUCAGAAUCUCUCUUACUUACAACUGGCCCAGCAACAGCUAAUGAAGAUAGAGAAUAUUCAUACAAACAGCAAACCUGGAUUACUGGGUGAACCCCCGGCUAUGGUUCUUCAGACAGCGCUGGGAGCCGGGCCAGCACCGUCCCUGAAGUCAGAGUUGGGGCACCGAGGAGAAGAACAUAAAACAGGAGCAGGGAUCUUACCAUUCUUUCCAAAUCAGCACAUCGUUGGCCAAGGUGGGCCAGGGCCAAGUACUCCUCAGGACAAACCAUCAGCCACGUUGGGAUCACCAGAAGGAACCGUCUCAGGGCCGCAGACUUAUCUUCCAGGCUUUACAAAUCCUGCUGCUGGAGGUUUGGGGACGGCUCAGCCCAGGCAACAAAAUCAGCCCAAAAGCACCGAAGCAAGUUCAGGGACUGUCUCUAAAAAUCAGACUUCGCUUUUGGGGGAACCGCCAAAAGAAAUCCGGCUUAGUACCAACCCGUACUUGAACUUGGCCAGUGUAUUGCCUGGGGUCUGUUUACCAGCCCCAGUUGCAAGUAAGACCUUGAGUGCUCUACCCCAGACUGGAAUCACAAGCAACAUAGUGGAUGCCAUCUCUCAGGGAACCUCAUCACAACAUGCAUUGGAAAAUUACAUUAAUUAUUCUCAGCAAUUUGGUGAUUAUUCACAGGUAAACGGCAGGAACUGGUUUCCUGAUACUGGUGGAAUCUAGGCUACUAGAGCUGAC